Molecule: messenger RNA, 456 nt
Organism: Thelazia callipaeda (thelaziosis nematode)
Lineage: Eukaryota; Metazoa; Nematoda; Chromadorea; Rhabditida; Thelaziidae
Source: the annotation of a GenBank genome assembly
AUGCAAAUUCCUCUAAUAAUUUCAAUAUUAUUUUUUCUGUCCUUCGAAUGUUGUUGGGCCUAUUCGCAAUGCCUUCCUGGUGGAUAUGCUGUGGCCCUAGGCUGCAACACUGCGCAGCAGUGCACGCCCUAUACUGCUGAACCUGUAGCUUGCAUUGAUGGAGCUUGCUGUGUUGAGAAUAAUGCCAUUGCAUCAAACAGCGCAAAUUCAUUGAGUUGUACUAAUGGUGGCAAAGUUUUGGCUGCUGGCUGUGUUAGGCCCGAGCAAUGCCUACCUUUCACAAGUGAGCCUGUGGCUUGCAUGCAAGGCCUUUGCUGUACGGUUCCACAAAAAUGUCCGAACGGUGGACGCGUAGUUGGUUUGCAAUGUUCUGAUUCUCAGUCGUGUAUUCCGUUAGCUAAGGGUUGUCCGGUUGUAUGCAUGAAUGAACUUUGUUGCACCAUUUGGGGAUAUUAA